GAUGUAAACAAUGUCUGCACGACUGUCAUUGUAAGGGGUCAUUACCAGAUCGGCACUAUCCGCUAAUGAAGAUACUACGGAAGCACUAUCAGAAUUCCUCUAAUAAAAGUUAAACAGACAUCAGGAUGAAUUAUGCACGAUUCUUCAACAAAGUUAGUUUGGCGAGGAAGCCAUCACCAAUCAGGGUCCUUACUGAGAUAAUACAGAACAGUCCAAAGUCACUAAUCAGCAUGGCAGGUGGGAUGCCUAAUGUAGAGACAUUUCCUUUCACAGAGGCAACCAUCACACUAAAGAAUGGCUCUAAACUACAUUUGGAUCAGACCGCCAUGAAUAAAUCUCUGCAAUACUCUGCAACUUCAGGCUUGCCCAUGUUACACCAGUGGGUCAGUGAUCUCCAGACCAGUGUCCACAGUCCGCCAGACACUGGACACCCAAUGACCUGUGUCAUCACUAAUGGUAGUCAGGAUGGUCUCUGUAAGGCGUUUGAAGCUUUCGUGUCUCCCGGUGAUAAUGUUCUGUUAGAACAUCCUGUCUAUCCUGGUUCUCUAGCCGCGGCUCAGCCACUGGGCUGUAACCUGAUCCCAGUCCAGUCAGAUGGAGAUGGUAUUGUCCCAGACGACCUCCGUAAGACUCUGUCCCACUGGAGUCCUGCAGAUGUCAAGGACCCUGAAAGUGACAUUCCUAAGGUGCUGUAUUGUAUCCCAAAUGGAGGGAACCCCACAGGAUCUGGUCUGACCCUGAAGAGGAAACAGGAAAUCUACUCGAUAGCCCAGCAGUACAACCUCAUCAUAUUGGAAGAUGACCCAUAUUUUUACAUACAGUUUACCAGGCCAUUUGUUCCAAGCUUCCUAUCUCUGGAUGUCGAUGGAAGAGUUUUACGAUUUGACUCCUUGUCUAAACUCCUGUCCUCAGGAAUGCGGAUAGGUUUUGUUACGGGGCCGAAGCCAGUAGUUGAUCGUUUAACAUACCAUUUGAUGUGUUCCUCCAUGCAAGCCAGUGGUCUCUCUCAGAUGACACUUGCUAUGAUCCUAAAAGAGUGGGGGCUAGAUGGUUUCUUAGACCAUACAGACAAGACUGCAAAAUUUUACGAAAAUCGAUGUCAGCUUUGUCUGAAGGCAGCCAAAAAACACCUCACAGGUUUGGCUGAGUGGUCAGAGCCCUGUGGAGGAAUGUUCCUCUGGUUAAAGCUCCUGAACAUAACAGAUGCACAUGAACUGAUCACAAAAAAGGCUUAUUUACGAGACGUUCUGUUUGUGCCAGGGAAUGUGUUCACAUUUGAUAGCAGUGCCCCCUGUCAAUAUGUCAGGGCAUCAUACUCAACAGCAACUGAAGAAGAAAUGAACAUGGCAUUUGCAAGAUUAGCAGAACUACUCAAGGAGGAGACCUCAAAGGAAAACUGAUGAUUUAAAACAAUUGUUAUGGGUAAAUAAGAUCUUUGACGGAGUAAUCAGCCAUACAAUGUAUAAUAUGCAAUAGCUCAUUUAUUUGUAUUUGUUUACACCGGUGCAAAAAUCUUUAACAUCAUCAUGGCUGUUAAUUCAUACAACUUGUAUAUUAUCUAUUGUUUUUUAUUCAUCAAGUAUUCAAGAAUGACCACCAAAACUUUUAAACUUUUUAUUUAUUAAUUACAAGUUUUCAUGGAUGACCAUCAAAACUUUUGACUUUUAUCUAUAAAAUAAAAGUAUUCAGAAAUUUUGCAGAAACCUUCUUUGGCUAAAGGUCUACCAAAAUUGUAAAUUAUAUGGUCCCUACCCCUGAGGGGCCUGAAGGGCAGGAUCAAAAGUGGUCAAAUUUACUGAUAUUUCAAAAAUCUUCUGCUAAAGACUCAGACUUAUGUACUCCUUAAUGGAUGGAAGGAUCUUUAGGUGCUUUAUCAAACAUACAAAUUUCAUGGCCCCAGGGUGUCACAUUCCCCCUGGGGAGGGGCUAAAUUUUACUGUAGUUUAUAUAGGAAACUCACAUAUUUUAGCAUAAUUUGUUUCAUUUUUAUUGAACGUUGGUUAGCUAACUUUUCUCAAUUACAUAUUAUCAGAGAAUGUCAAGGUCCUUGCUAUGGGGUCAAAAAGUAGGUCGAAAAUGAAAAUCUCAAAUUGAGUAAUUUUCUUCAUUGCAUAUGAAAGGAAAUGAUCCACUGAAGCUGAAUGGGCAAGUUUUAUGACCAUUAGAUGAAAAAUAACAGAGAUAUGGCACUUUGAAAAAAAUAAAGGCAAUUUUUUCCCCACCAAAAUGAAAAAAAUCACCCAAAAUUGCAGAUGAAAGGUUUCUGCUCUUUUAUCUAUACUUUGACCUUCAUUCUAGGUCACAAGUUCUUUCAAAAUUAUUUAUUUGGGGCACAUUUUAAAGAACAUGCUCUUUUGAAGGUGCAUACAAGGUAUCAAGAUCAAAUCAUUGAAAGAUGAUGCAGAUAUGGCACUUUGAAGAAUGUUUUCCUGUCAAAAUUCAAAAUUAUCCAAAAAUUGCAAUUCAGAUGUUUUUCUUUUAUUACUGUGAUAUACAUACCCUUGAUAAUUAGCAUAUCUACAGCUUAAGUUGCUGACUGCAAUAGUUAUGCAAAAAGUUGACCUUGACCAAAAUUUCAAUGUCACAAUAAUCAAAUGAAAGGUCAAAGGAUGAAAAUUAAGAGAAAAAGAAAAGAAAACAUAGGUAUAGCAUAUGAAUUCAACCAUCAAAUAGUUAACAUAUCAGAGGUCAUUUCCUGAAUGUAAAUACCAUGUUUUCCCCUGUGUAAUAUCUAUAAUUAUAUAUAGUCAGUGAAAAGUGUUUACUUGUCUGGUUUGGUUAUUAACACACCUCAAUACAUGUAUAUUCAUGUGUAUUUUCAGUUCUUAGAAGGUUAUCUGAGAAUAAAACACUGGU
This is a messenger RNA of Pecten maximus, 2856 nucleotides long. RefSeq names its product kynurenine/alpha-aminoadipate aminotransferase, mitochondrial-like. Gene Ontology annotation, biological process: biosynthetic process. The transcript is spliced from 12 exons. The record is from RefSeq and is a predicted model, not a curated record. Lineage: Eukaryota; Metazoa; Mollusca; Bivalvia; Pectinida; Pectinidae. The coding region runs from base 126 to 1400 and encodes 424 amino acids. Gene Ontology annotation, molecular function: pyridoxal phosphate binding; L-kynurenine:2-oxoglutarate transaminase activity.